This is a messenger RNA of Diaporthe batatas, 2634 nucleotides long. RefSeq lists its product as uncharacterized. NCBI's taxonomy places the organism in Eukaryota, Fungi, Ascomycota, Sordariomycetes, Diaporthales, Diaporthaceae. The coding region runs from base 261 to 2462 and encodes 733 amino acids. The record is from RefSeq and is a predicted model, not a curated record. Gene Ontology annotation, cellular component: peroxisomal membrane. The transcript has 3 exons. Gene Ontology annotation, biological process: peroxisome organization.
GCACAACUCUGUCUUUUUAUCUCUCCCCCCACAUCGGCACACUAACUGCUAUUUUUGUUUGCUGGCCUGCCUGCACACACAAGCAGAUGACGUCGUAGCCCACCGAGCGGCAGAGACGGAACGGAGCAGACUGGCUGGACUGGCCUGGCAGUGCAUGGGCAAGGGCCAAGGCGGUGGACCUGGCAGGUGCGACUUGCAGCUCUGCUGGCCGUGCCGCGCAGGAGGGGCAGCGGACAAGGGGAGCUGCGACUGUGACUUAGAUGGCUGCGAUCGAAAUCCCCUGGCUGACCCACAUGUCCACCCCUCGCCGCCAACGGGGCGACACCCUCGACAGCUCCUCCACCCAAUCGCCAGAUCGCAACGAUGAUGGCCCGGCCUCCUACCUAGGCGCCGCCGCCGCCGAGCCCAAGCCGACCUACGCCUCCUUCUCCCCCGCCACCCUGUCCUCCUCCCAGCCCGUCUCGGCCGCCAAACGACUCUCCACCAUCCUCGUCCACCAGAAGUCGCCACUGCUCUUGGCCACCCCUCCCCAGGUCACCCGCGCCCUCGCAUACAGCCACCCCUUCCUCCUACCCUUGAACAAGCUCGUUGGGCUGCUCAGCUGGACCACCAGGGAUCCUUGGGAGAGCUUCCUGCUGGUCGCCGUCUUCUGGGCCACGGUGCUGUACGGAGAUGUUGCCGUGCGCUUUGCCGGGCCCGUGGUGGUCGUCCUCAUUGUGAUACUGGGCAUGUAUGGGAGGCGGUUCAGUCCGCUGAGCAGCAGUGGCUGGAAUGAGGACGGCGGCGCGGGAGGAGGUAGUGCCGCCAACGGCUCGAAAGGCAAGGUUAAGAGGACGCCGACCGAGAACUCAGGUGCGCCAAAUGCGAAUGUGUCGAGGGGUGCCGGGACAGGACAACAUACGAGGGUCGGGUCGGAGUUGACCAACACAAAACACCAAAAGACGCUCGACGAGAUCGUGGAGACACUGAAGGAGCUGACUGCGAGGUGUAACAUCCUCAUGGAGCCCCUGCUGGAGUUGACAGACUUUCUUAGCACACAGCGCACGGCCACCAGCGCAACCACGAGGCCCGCCUUGACAACACUGUUCAUACGGAUAUUGAUGUGCACCCCAUUCUGGGUCGCCUUAACCCUGCCUCCGUUCCGGGUCAUCUCAACGCGAAGGGUCGUCCUCGUGUUCGGGACCCUCGUCCUCACAUGGCAUGCCAGAGUGGUUAAGGCGGGGAGGACGAUACUGUGGCGUAGCGCGAGUGUGAGGAAGUUCGUGGCACUCAUUACGGGCUUGGAUGUUGCCAUGCCGGAGAAGGUCAUCAAGGUCCAGAACAAUGGGGUUCAGCAGCCUACGUUCGAAAAGGAGGCUUCCAAGUCCAGGGAGCCGGCAUCGUCAAACGCCAGGGCCCAAGCACAGUCCGAGCUGACAAAGGCGAUACGUCGAGCCCGCGGGGCAAACGAUGCCGGCGUCAGAUUCACCUUCAUCAUAUACGAGAACCAGCGGCGGUGGGUCGGCCUUGGUUGGACAAACAGUCUGUUUGCAUAUGAGAGAGCUGCCUGGACGGACGAGCACAACAACCCUGUCCCGCCCAAGGACAAGUUCGAGCUGCCCGGGGUCGACGAUGACAGCAGCAUGAGGUGGCGAUGGGUCCGAGGAAGUAGGUGGAGGGUGGAUGGCGUGUCCGACGAGUCGGCCAAUGGUGGAACCUCUGCGGGCGCAGAGGCCGAAUGGAAUUACGAUGGCGAUGCCGCUAAGAACGGCUGGAUAUUCUAUGACAACAAGUGGCAAAACGGCCGACGCGGUCAAGACGGCUGGGGAAGAUGGACGCGAAGGCGGAAGUGGUACCGCGACGCCGAGCUGGUAGAGGUAGACAGCGACGACGAAACGGAACAGGCCAAGGAGGCCCCCAAGGAGAGCUCACCAAAACACACCCUAGAGGCACGAACAUCCCUCCCUCCCAUGCCGAGGACGCCCACCCUCGCACCGCCCAUCACAACAUUCUCGCCCAACAACGAGACCAUGAGCAUGCCGGACCUCCACCGGACGAACGACUCCCUCAAGGAGAUCAAGGAGGAGGGCGCGGGGAGCCCAGGCACAACAGACAGGGAAAAGGACAGGGACAGGGACGACGCGUCGUCUGUGCUGUCGACGUCGUCCCGGUCGAUGAGGCUCCUCCCCUCGCUGCGGCGCCGCGUCACCGAUAACACCGCCGCCGCUGCCGCCGCCGCCGCCGCCGGAGGGGGAGGGGGCAACAAGCACGACAGCAGCGUCACGAGCAGCCCGCGGUCGGCCGUGGUGUCGCCGUACUCUGUGGGCGUGGGCGGCGCGGGGCGGCGGGCCCGGCGCGCCAGCGAGGUGCAGAGCGAGGACGACCAGGCGAGCCUGGGGCCCGGGCUGGGGCUGGAGAUCUCCAAGGACCGGAGGGGUGGGUCCUGGGGGAUCGGGGACGAGGCUGUUAUGGGUCUGGAGUAGGGGAGGUGGGUGAGUUGGGUACGUAGGUAAUUAGACAGACGGGUGGUUGGUUUCUGUGCGGAUGGAUGGAUGGAUGUGUGUAUGGAUUGGUGGUUCUUUUUGAGAGGGGGCCGGGGGUGUAGCGAUGUAGCGGGUAGUAUAUGAGUUAUAAUGUUAAAGCUUCUUUUUCCAG